Acytostelium subglobosum LB1 is the source of this 2055-nucleotide messenger RNA. RefSeq lists its product as hypothetical. The record is from RefSeq and is a predicted model, not a curated record. The transcript has a single exon. The coding region runs from base 1 to 2055 and encodes 684 amino acids. Lineage: Eukaryota; Evosea; Eumycetozoa; Acytosteliales; Acytosteliaceae.
AUGACUUCAACACUCUCAUCACUCUCUAGUCAGUUGUUGAUCAAGAUAUUCAAUUAUGUACUGCACCCCUUUGAGUUCUGUAACAAUCGUGUUCGUAACGAUCGUAGCUACUGUUACAUCGAUCGCUAUGACAAUGUGAACAACGUGGUGGCGCGCUACGGUCUGUUGGCCAAACGAUUCGCACGAGACAUCGUACCGCGAUUGACUCCUCGACUACAGCUCUUCAUACAAGAUGGCCAGGACCUGCGUCGAAUGCUUCGUCUGGCACAGCACGGCUUGCUCGAUGGCCGCUCCAUUCAGUUUGGCCACAUUGACGUCACGCGCUACUCCCUGACCAAGCAGCGUGGUUGCAUGGCUAUCAAGGGCGUGGAGUUGCCCUCACUCACCAUGCCUUCGAUGCCCUUGAUCCGAAGCAUAUCGAUCGAGUCGAUGCUGUCCUCGCCCAACUUCCUUCUUUCACUCAUACGCUACACGCCACUCACUCGUCUCUCCCUAUCAACUUGCGACUUCUCCGUCGACCAGUAUCCCGACCUCGUCAGUGUGUUGACCGCGCUCACAUCCACCACACUCUCAUCACUCAAGCUGUUCCAUCCCUUAAUGAUAUCACAUAUCGUCCAGCAGCAAAGCAGUGGCGACAGCAGCAGUAGCGGCGACUUUAUCCAACAGCUAACAGACAGAUACCUUCAGUCGUCGACUUGCUACCAAGCUUUGACCAAUCUCAGCAUCACUGGAUACUCUGAACACAGUUUAAUUUCACUGCUCAAGCUGCCCAACCUCCGUCUCACCAAGUUGAAGCUAUACGCGACGAGCAGUUUGGACGAGGAGCUGUGUCGAUGCAUUGCCCGCCUAGUCAGUCUCGAGUCGUUCACAUUCUGCAGCAACAAGAUUGACUUCCGCUCGACAUCCCUCCACGAACUGCCCGCACAGCUGCCCGCGCUCACCAAGCUCAACCUCUCCAACAUCUUCCAAGAGGAGGCCAGUCACUUGAGCACCAUGCCCAUGCCGCGACCCCUUUCAUUCUUCCCGAUCUUCCCCUCAUUGAACACACUGAUACUGAGUCACUUCAACAUACCCGAGUCACUGGUUAUCACUAUCUUCUCUGGCCUUCAACAGCUACAGCACUUGCAGACACUGAUCAUUGAGAGCUUCUACACGAUCACUACGACGGCCAUGCAACAUCUGGCCAAGUUCUUUGCGACCAACAAGUCAUUGGAGACCAUCUCACUCAUAUCAUUGAGCUACGACGAGCCAUUCGACCUGAUAUUCCUGGCGCUGAGGGAUCAUCCAGCUCUCAAGAACCUCAGGUUCACGCCAUUCUACAAGAAUCGAUUCCAACUCAAUGACAAGGAGUCCAAGGACAUCGAACAGUUCAUCGACACGUGCUCCACACUGCAGACAUUCCAGUUCUACCAGGUCAACUUCCCACCAUCAGUGAUGCGAGCACUACUCACACAUCAAGGUCUGCACACGAUUGAGGUUGGCAAGCUGACCAGUGUCAAUGCCAUCACCGAACUGCUCUCGACCAAUCACUCGAUACGACAUGUAAAGUGCACACUCGUGGAGGCUGUUGACGUGGAUGUCUUGGCAUUCCUGCGAUCGAUCAGUCAACUAAAGAUUGGCGAACUACAUACACUCAGUCUCUACCUCAUUGUCUCGAGUGAGGAGUUGAUCGACUACCUAAUCGACAUGCUAUUCCUUGCCAAGGCACCCAACUACUUUGUCAGUCUAUCACUCAAACUUGAUCCAUACUGUCCAGAUCAGGCAGUCAACAGACUGUUGAAUCACAUCAUACCAUCCUACAACAAUUUCAAAGACGAUAACAACAAUAAUAACAACAACAACAACAAUAGUGAAGACGACAGUAAUAUCAAGAGAACAACAAGUUUGGAGAAGUUGAGUAUUGAACGAGUAUCAUCAGUUAAGCAACCAAUAUGCUUUGGACGAAUAUCCAAACACCUGGAGCGAACACAACAAUCACAGCCACAGCCAUUCCCAAUCAAAGAAGACUUCCUCCAUGUACUUUUCCAAAAGAACCUCCUAUCCGAAUGGGAAUAA